AUGGUCACCUCCAAUGCGCCUUUUCGACCAUCACCAUUAUCCUUUGGCUCUCCUCGAGCAUCUCCCUUCCGCCGUCCAUCCACAUCCAACUCACCUCCGCAAGCGCGACCCAGUACUCCUGGCAGCUCCCCCGGUCGCGGAUACACGCCGGUGACGUCUCCCAGCAAGCUCAAGGAAUCAUACACGGUCGCAGAUGAGGAUGAAGGCCCUUCCGCGCCUCAUCAAGAUCGCAGCCCGGUCGCUCAACCACGCUUGACACGCGAGGUGCCUCUGUCGCCCACGCGGGGGGGCAGCGCCCCGGACACCUCCCCGACGAUGAUGGCUACCAAGGCCACCCAUAUAAUGGCAGCAUCUUCGGAUGCUGCCGCUCAGCUCUCGCCGGCGCAGUUGCGAGAAAUCCGCGAGGCCUUCCAAGUUCUGGACCGGGACAAUGACGGCUUUGUCAACAAGGAUGAUGUGGCUGAUGUCCUGGUGAACGUGGGCCAAGACGCAUCUGCACUUUCGCAAUUCUUCCCCCCUGGAGAGGCGUCUACGAUCAAUUUCCCCACCUUCCUCAAUACGCUUUCACAACUGCUCGCCCCGUUAUCUGCCCAACAGGAACUCUUGAACGCCCUGGCGGCCUUUGACGAGGAUGACAGCGGGCAGAUCGACGUGGAGGAGCUGUGCGACGCUCUGAUGCAUACCGCCCCCGAGGACGGAGAUCGGCCGCUCACCGAGCGGGAAAUCCGAGACGUGCUGAAUGGGUUCACGGGCCGUCGGGCAUUCGGGGCCAAGGGCGCACGAAGCACCGGAGGGGGUAAACGUGGGGAGGUCUUCCGGUAUCAAGAAUUCGUCAGUGGGCUUGUGGGCGGAACAGAGACGAAUCAAACCACACGACGCGAUGCCUAA
Aspergillus aculeatinus CBS 121060 is the source of this 888-nucleotide messenger RNA. RefSeq names its product putative calmodulin. Gene Ontology annotation, cellular component: cytoplasm; myosin II complex. Bases 1 to 888 code for a protein of 295 amino acids. The record is from RefSeq and is a predicted model, not a curated record. Gene Ontology annotation, biological process: mitotic cytokinesis; actomyosin structure organization. NCBI's taxonomy places the organism in Eukaryota, Fungi, Ascomycota, Eurotiomycetes, Eurotiales, Aspergillaceae. The transcript is spliced from 3 exons. Gene Ontology annotation, molecular function: calcium ion binding; cytoskeletal motor regulator activity; myosin heavy chain binding.